Molecule: messenger RNA, 432 nt
Organism: Penicillium odoratum
Lineage: Eukaryota; Fungi; Ascomycota; Eurotiomycetes; Eurotiales; Aspergillaceae
Product: 3-deoxy-7-phosphoheptulonate synthase
Exons: 1
Coding region: 1-432 (143 amino acids)
Biological process (GO): aromatic amino acid biosynthetic process
Cellular component (GO): cytoplasm
Molecular function (GO): 3-deoxy-7-phosphoheptulonate synthase activity
Source: RefSeq, a predicted model, not a curated record
AUGCGUGUAUACGUCGAGAAGUCGCGUUCAACGGUCGGAUGGAAGGGUCUUGCCCAUGAUCCAGAUCUUGACGGUUCUGCGCGGCUCAAGGAGGACCUACUGCAAUCUCGACAACUAUACGCAGACAUGACUGAGCAAGGGCUGCCAACAGCAAGCGAAUUGCUAGAUAUGGUGACUCCUGCUUCUCUCGUGGACUUCAUUUCCGUUGGCGUGAUCGGUGCUCGCACGACGGAGUCUCAACCGCACCGUGAGCUGGCAUCCAUAAUACCAUUUCCAAUAGGCUUCAAAGACAGUACCGACGGAAGCGUUGCUGCUUUGAGGCGUGGAGUCAGUAUCACGGAUGGGUGUCUAGGGUGGGCCGACACGGUUGCCUGUUUGGAAAGUCUGGCUGAUACUGUGCUGUUUCGUCGAAAAUUGAAGAUAUGCUGCUGA